AUGCCUAGUUUCACCGAUUCUUUUUGGACCCCCGACUAUGCGACGGGUCUCGGGGUACUGUACGGGAAACUGCAGCAGGGUGUGGUGGAGAACAAGCAGAUCCUGACCAUCGCAUCUAUGCGGGCGGAUGCGGAGGAGGCUUAUGGCCUUCGUAUGGGAGAAAUUGCACCGAGCGUGGAUCGAUUGUCAAAUGCAGGUUUUGGCAAAGAUGAUGGAGCGAGUGUGAAAAAGGCAUACGAAGGUGUUCGGACUGAAAUGAUCGAGGCUUCUCGCAACCACCAGAAAAUCGCCAACAACAUCCGUGAACUCGUUGUUACUCCCUUUCGCCGAUGGGGCGACCAGCAUGAAUACCGCGUACAGGCUUCACAUGAUAAUCUCCAGGCGCGGAUCAAGGAACAUACGAAGCAGGUGGAACUGGUCAAGAAGCUGCGCAGCAAUUACUUUAACAAGUGCCGCGUUGUGGAAGAUUUGGAGGAGGAGAACAAAUUAGCUUUUCAGGAUCCUGAAACUUCUAGUCCUAAAGUCAUCCCGACUCCGAAGAUUGUGCUGCCUACUGAGGAGGAGCCUGAGGAGGAGCCUGUUGAGCUAGGUGACCGAAUUUAUCCGCCUGAAGAGGUUAAGAGGCUUUUCUUGCACAUUCUGAAUACCAUCAAGUUGGGUGAGGUCAAGGUACCGAUCAUCGGCACAUAUCAGAAUACCUCCUCUGGUGCAGCCAUCGUGGAGUACAUUCUCAACAACAUGGGUACUUCCAGCCUGGUUCAGGCCGAGCGUAUUGGACAGGAUCUGGUUGAUGAGGGAUUCCUCCGUUUGAUCGGUAACAUUGGCAGCAGCUUCGUUAAUAGCUCGAAGAUGAAUUACCAAUGGCGCUCAAAAGUCUUCCAGAUCACUGGAAUUCCCGAGAACAAGAAAUCCCUGAUGCGGGUCACUUCUAUGGCCUCGAGUGAGGAUGGUGGUAGUGUCAGCGAGUCACCCAUUUCAUCGGUUUCGGAGAUGAUUGCUGGCUGGAACCCUCUCAACAACCCUUAUCCAAACGAAACUCCCGCAGACAAAUUGCGGCGAGAGGCUACGGAAGCCGACGAAAAGUACAAAGCUGCUGUCCGCCGUCUUGACCAAAUCCGAUGCCAACUACAGGAAGAAGUCAUUGGGAACCUGCGCUUUAUGGAGCAGUGUGAGCUAGAUCGUCUCAAGGCUAUCAAGGCAGUGGUGCUCGACUUUUCCGGUGCCAUCAGCAAUGUCAUUCCUAACCUGCAAAGCACAGUCGACAACAUGAUGCUUUAUCAGGAGACUAUUCAGCCUCUUGGAGAUCUGCGAUAUCUCCUGGAGAAUUACCGCACUGGUGGCUUUGUUCCACGGGUGCAAGCAUACGAGAACUACUAUGGUUCCGUUGAAGAACAAAAUUUCGGCGUCGAUCUUGAAGCCCGGGCUCGGGUCGAUCGCAAACGCGUGCCUAUUCUAGUUACCACUAUUCUGACUUACUUGGAUGACCAUUACCCCGAGCUCGAGGGCGAUGAGGCCCGUCGUGCCAUUUGGCUUCACAACCCACCGUUGGAGGAGACGCAUAAGUUGCGUUAUACCCUGAACAACAGCAAAGUGGAUUACCGCGAAGUUCUUCCUCAAUAUGAGAUACCCAUCGUUGCCAGCGUUUUAAAACUAUACCUUCUUGAAUUGCCAGACUCCCUUGUUUCUUCGCAAGUUUACGAAAUCGUCAAGACCAUUUACUCGACUACAGCUCACGAAACCACGGAAGAGGGUCGGAUAAAAGUCCUGCAAAGCACGCUUGGACAGCUCCGUCUCGUCAACAUUGCCACGCUUGAUGCUAUUAUGACCCAUUUCACACGCCUGCUUGAUUUGACUUCAGCCGACGAGCAGUACACUUCUACGCUUGCACAGACCUUGUCGCUUUGUGUUCUCCGGCCUCGCAUGGAGAGCAGCCUCACCAUGGAUGAGCGACACAGCUACCGUCUGAUACGCGACCUCUUUGCCCACAAGGACGCCAUCUUCGGCGAGCUAAAGCGCCAAUCCAGCGCCUUGGGAAUUUCAACUUCCAGCCGCCCUCGGGCCAUCAGCACUGAUGAGAGCAACCGCCGCGCAGCAAUGGAAGCUCGCCAACGCGCCAUCGUCAACCGCAGUCGAGCCACCAGCCCUACAGGUCGUUCCCGACACCGCCGUGACCGCUCAAGUGGCGCAUCAGAGAAUGGCCGGUUCCCCAUCAACGUAGCUGCCAGCCCAGCGGAUCGUCGCUCAGCUCCCCGCGUCAACACCCUAGACGUCCCCGUCAAAAACGACUCUCCCACCAACGCCGAGGAACUUGCCGCUGUGGAAGCCCAGACCGAAGAAGCAGCAACAAUUUCUCCUUCCGACUCUCCCGGCUCAACACCUGCCAGCGCCACCGCGUCCCUGCGUUCCGAGAGCCCUUCACCUCCCACCGACUCCGUCUCCGACGGUUCUCCAACCCCAACACCCACUCCAGCCCCUGCUUCGGGCGAAGUUGAAAAGCGCAGCUCCAUUUCCCGCAACUCCCUUCGGAAUACCCGCAAGCCAGGCCUCGGCAGCAUCUCCAGCUUCCCUACGUUAGCUGGUAUCAACGCCACCGGCACUGACAGCAACAGGAGUAGCGUUGUCGAGAGUGAAACUGCAGAGCCAAAGGGCGUAACUCUAGAGGACAAGCCUAUGGAUGAUUAA
Penicillium taxi is the source of this 2682-nucleotide messenger RNA. RefSeq names its product GTPase-activating protein RGD2. The coding region runs from base 1 to 2682 and encodes 893 amino acids. Gene Ontology annotation, biological process: cytoskeleton organization; small GTPase-mediated signal transduction. Gene Ontology annotation, molecular function: GTPase activator activity. Lineage: Eukaryota; Fungi; Ascomycota; Eurotiomycetes; Eurotiales; Aspergillaceae. The transcript is spliced from 2 exons. The record is from RefSeq and is a predicted model, not a curated record. Gene Ontology annotation, cellular component: cytoplasm; plasma membrane; cell division site.